UUCUCCUCCCGUUCCCUCAGUCUCCAACCCUAAAUCUUUUCCCCCUACAGCCGCCUUCCCAAGCUCCCCAUCCCCUCCACUCCCUCGACAAUGGUGGCGGCGGCGCCCUCUGGUGGCGGAGGAGGAGGGGGGAGAUGGUGGCAGCGGCGCCCUCUGGUGGCGUAGGAGGAGUGUGGAGAUGGUGGCGCGGCGGCAACCUUCCCCUCACGCAUCCCAUCCCCCCUCGUCAUCCCGGAUCCCACCGGACCCGAGGCGUGCGGGCGCGGCAGCGACCUGCAAGGGAAGGGCGACGCUCGAAUCGAUCCAGCCAUGGAUCGGUCCCUGCGGGAGAAAGAGAAAAUGAGGGCCUCCGUGCUCAACAGGAGGAGCCGGGGUUGCUGAUCCGGCCGGCCCAGAUCCACACGCCUCCUCCUUCGGCCACCUCGCCCCACCAGCUUCCAGCGCCGUGGAUACGACGAAGAUGGAGGGCAGCAAGUGAGAGGGAGCAAGAGAAGAGGUGAAUCGAGGGAGUGAAAGAAGGAUCUCACAGGGGAAGCGGUGUAUCCUCGUCUCAUCCCUGGCUGCACCUCUUCUGAUGCCAUGGCACCAGUGGUGGCUCCUCGAUGGAGCACCUCCUUCCAUGACGGCACCACCAGCGGCUCUUGCUCGACGCCACGACACACAACAUCGAGGCCACCCCUGAUGCUCAGGCUGAUGCUUCUUCGCUUGAUGCCGAAGAAAAGGAUGAUCAGAUUCAGACGCCCAAGAACAACAGCUACUAUGAAUAUUAUGAUUGAGCGACUGCUUGGCGAUGUCAUCGUCAGAGGCUCAAGCCUCCUCCCUGGACAAGGCACUCGUGCUAGGCGGCGGCGAUCUGUGCGCUGGUUCAAGAGGCGGUAAGACGGUUGUUGCUCUUGGAGUUACUGUGAAUACAUUCAACACUCCUGGUGUGAUGGGGCAUUGCCACUUUCUGAAGGUCAUGGAGGAUGCCCAAAAGAUUCGGAAGAGCGUGAUAGACUACUUUGAAAAGGCGUCACCUCCUAACCUCAGUGAAGAGGAGAGAAGGAAGAUCCUUCACUUUGUGAUUAUCGGUGGUGGACCUACUAGGGUUGAAUUUGCGGUGGAGUUGCAUGAUUUUCUUGUCGAAGAUCUGGUGAAGCUAUAUCCUGCAAUUGAAGAAUUUGUGAAGAUAACAAUUAUGCAAUCAGGAGAACAUACAAUGAGGGUUGAACGUUCCUGCAGUAAUAACCUUAGUUUUGGGCAAGAUGAUCAAGGAGUAGCGAAACUUUAGCAGUCAUCUUUGGCUUCACCAUCUUCCUCCCCUGAUCAUGCAUCUAUUUUAGAUCAUAUAAUUAUGCUAUAUCAUAUAUAUUGUUUAGUUCAGACUUGUGCAUGUGCGUCCAUUGGCAUUGAUUUAUACAGAGAUAUUGCAUGAUUUGUACAUAAAAGGAGUACGGAUGAUCUAAGAAUAAAUGUUCAAAUAAAGUUAGUAGUGAGAUUUAGGUAAA
Messenger RNA from Aegilops tauschii subsp. strangulata, 1487 nucleotides. Lineage: Eukaryota; Viridiplantae; Streptophyta; Magnoliopsida; Poales; Poaceae. The record is from RefSeq and is a predicted model, not a curated record.